Molecule: messenger RNA, 1266 nt
Organism: Tilletiopsis washingtonensis
Lineage: Eukaryota; Fungi; Basidiomycota; Exobasidiomycetes; Entylomatales
Exons: 3
Coding region: 138-935 (265 amino acids)
Source: RefSeq, a predicted model, not a curated record
GCCUCUUGUUCGCCUCCUCCCAGCCUUGUCUUCACUCUGCAUCCCCCUCUCCGCCGCCGCCGUCACCUCUGUGCACCCUCGCUGGAACCCCUCACGCACGCUCUCUGCUUUCCACACCUCCGAGCUUCCCGACCACCAUGGCGCUGCCCGCGUCGCCGUCGCGCCCCACGUACGCCGCCGAGUCCGAGGGGGCGCCGCUGCAGUCCUUCGCCGGCACGACGCGCUCCUUCUCGCGCUCGGCCAGCACGGCCAGCGUGCUCGACGGCAUGCGCGGCAGCGCCCGCCUCGACGCACUCAUCCCCGAGGAGACGCUCGACCGCCUGGCGAAGAUGGGCAUCGAGAAGCGCACGUACGUCGCGCAGGGCUACCGCUCGCCGCACUCGUCCAUCCCGCAGCCGUCGCACCAGGGCGUGUGGCCGCUGGGCGCCGGUCCGGCGCCGGCCAACGACGACUUUGACACGCCCGGCAGCUCCGGCCCCUCGUUCCUGCUGGGCAACCGCGAGCGCUGGUCGCGCACGGCGACGGCGCCGGCGCGCGAGCUGCUGCCGUACUCGGGCAUGGAGCGCAUCGCCAGCAUCGACUCGAGCGGCGCGGGCAGCUGGCGUAGCAGCGAGGACGAGGAGAACGACGCCGCCAGCAGCAGCGAGGCGGGUGACUUUGGCACCAUCCAGAUCGGCGCCGGCGGGGACGACGAUGUGCUCGCGGCGCAGUUUGCCGACGACUCGGAGAAUGCCUUCGCAACGACGCCCAACACGCUCGACUCGUUCAACCGCAUGUUCCCGCCGUCCCAGGCGGCGCCGCGGCGCACGGCGCUCGGCUCGCGCUCCAACGGCCUCAGCCGUGCGCUGGCGCAGACGAUGCCCGCACAGAAGUCCGAGUCGUGGACGAAGCCGAGCCUCUCGCGCUACUGCAAGGACUUCAGCGUGCUGCCAUGAGCUCGCUGCCGCCGGUCCGCCUACUCCCCGCUGCUGUCUUGCGGGUCUACGGUCCGCUCGCCUGCCUCGAAAAGCGUCUCUUGCGUCGCUAUCACGUCUUGCUUUGGCCCUCUCUCUCUCUCUCUCUCUCUCUCGUCGUGUAUCUCUUUCCCGUCGUAACGCCCCUCACAUGCACGCGCCUUCCACCGACGACUCUCCACAUACAGCAUCGCCCGCCUCGCCCCCCUCACCGUACACAUCCACACACACUGUCUUCCGUCUUGCCCCCGUGUCAUCAAUGCCCCGUUUACACUGCGCCUCGGCAUGCUCAGACGAGCGCAGAUGCCCCUGU